AUGCUGCUGCUGCAGCUAUCCGCGCUGCAGCCGAACUGCAGCAGGAGGGGCAGCAGCAGCAGCAGCAGGAGCAGCAGCAGACGCAUGAGCAGCAGCAGCAGCAACGGUAGUCGGCGGCCCUCCAUCGUUUUCCUUUUGGGAUUCCUUACCCUCCAUGCAACUUGCUACGUGUUGCGGCCUGCGCAGCAGCAGCAGCAGCAGCAGCAGCAGCAGCAGCAGAUUCUGACGAACAGAGUCCAGCAACAGCAGCAACAGCAGCAACAGCAGCAGCAGCAGCAGCAGCAGCAGAUUCGCGCAGCAGCGCUUUUAAGCGAAGCAACAGAAGCAGCAGAAGCAGCAGAAGCAGCAGCAGCAGCAGAAGCAGCAGAAGUAGCAGCAACUGCAGCAACAGCAGCAACAGCAGCAACAGCAGCAACGGAGAUAGCAACAGCAACAGCACCGGCAGCAGCAUCUGCUCCAGCAGCACCAGUAGCAGCAGACCAAGAAGCAGCAGCAGCAGCAGCACCAGAAGCAUCAGCAGCGUCAGCUCCAGCAGCAACAUCUCCAGCAGCAGCAGCACCAGCCGCAGGAGCAGCAGCAGCAGCAGCAGCAGCAGCAGAGGCAAGCAGCAGUAUCCUAUCUCUUCCCUCUCGUAUCCUUCAGUGUCAGGUGUACAUACACCCGAUCUUUCUUGCUGCUGAGAGAGCUGCUGCAGUGCCGCACUCUGCUGCUUCUGCUGCUGCUGCUCCUGGUAGUGGUGGUGGUGCAGCAGCAGCAGCAGCAGCAACAGCAGCAGCAGCAGACGAUUGUACGUCCUUUAUUUUGCUGCAGCUUGUUAGAGAAGCACUCAUAGAGGAGAGAGACAAAGCAGCAGCAGCAGCAGCAGCAGCAGCAGAUGCUGCUAGUGCUUCCUCAGCAGCAGCAGAAGAGCUGCAGGGAAGACAAUUAACAGCUCUUGCUGCUGCAGUGCAGCAGAUGCAGGUACCAGCAGCAGCAGACACAAAUGAGCUGCUGCUGCCUUGCUGCUGCAGCAGCUGUUCCUCGGCUCGCGACAAAGGAGUACCAGCAGCAGGUUCUUCAGGUGCAACAGCAGCUGCAGCAGCUGCAGCAGCAGCUGCAGCAGCAGCAGCUGCUGCUGCAGCACCAAAAGAAGCAGCAGGAAGAAAACGAGAGUCUCUAUUCAGCUGUUUCUCCAGCAGCAACUUUAGGCAGCGCAUGCAAUCCUUGUUAGCAGCAGAUUCCCCUCCAGGUGCAGCAGCAGCAGCAGCAGCAGCAGCAGUUGUACUGCUGGAGGCAGCAGACUUUUUACCGGAUACAGAGGAAGAUAGUGCAACACCAAGAACAAUUGCAACACCACCAACAGCAGCAGCAGCAACAGGAGGAGGAGGAGCUGCAACAGCAGCAGGAGGAGCAGCAGCACAAAAGCCCCGCUGCUUCUCUGCUGACCUUACUCGCUUCUGCAGCAAUUUCGUUAACGAGAAGCUGCUGCAACACAUGCAGCAGCAGCUGCUACAGCAGCAGCUGCUGCAGCAAGAACAGCAGCAGGUGCUGAGUCCAAGGGAGACAGCAGAGCUGCAGCAAGGUCUUGAUGGUUUGCUGCAGCAGCUGCUGCUGCAGGAACAAGAAUUACAAACACAGCGGCUACAGCAGCAGCAGCAGCAAAUGCUGCUGCUGCAGUCUAACUGCAGCAGCAGCAUUCAUGAGGGUGAGGAACUUGUAUCUCCUGCUCUUGCGCUGAUGGAAGGCUACCGCAGCAGCAGCAGCAGCAGCAGCAGCAUCACCACCACCACCACCACCAACAGCAGCAGCAGCAGCAGCAGCAGCAAGCAGCAGCAGCCAGUUAAUGCCUUCGGUCUCCUAUGGGACAUUGUUAGAUCUCCUCUAAUAAAAGAUGAGCAAAGAGACAUCUUAUUCUUCCAGCAGCUGCAGCGGCAGCAGCAGCUGCUGCUGCAGCAACAGCAGCAGCAACAGCAGCAGCAGCAGCAGCAGCAAGAACAAUUGCAACAACUACAGCAACUUCAGCAACUCCAGCAGUUGCAACAACUGCAGCAGCUGCAGCAACUGCAGCAGGUGCAGCAGCUGCAGCAGCUGCAGCAGCUGCUGCUGGACCCGACAGGGCGGACUCUCUCCCGUACUACCAACAACCGCAACAACCGCAGCAACCAGCGCAGCAGCAGCAGCAACAGCAGCAGCAGCAACAGCAACGAGCUUGGCCUAUCUUUAACUUUGCAGCAUGCAUGGGGUAGCUGCAGAUACACCGUAGAUGGCUUUGCUGCUGCCGCUGCUCCCUGCAGCGCAGCAGCAAUUGGUGCUUUGCUGCACUUAUCUCCUCCUUUGCUUCCUUGGCUACAGGAGAGUCUAACGAAUACAACUAUGAGCAGCAGCAGCAACAGCAGCAGCAGCAGCUGGCUGCUUGGGGCUCCCCCUUCUCUGCCUGCUGCAGCAGCAGCACUAUUAGAGUCCCUCUCUCCUCCUGCAUGCAGCUGCUCUUAUGCCUUGUGUCUGCCGAGUGCUGCGCUGCAGCAGCAGCUGCUGCUGCAGCGGCGCCUCGGCCUUCCGCAGCACGUGCUGCUGCAGCAGCGGUGGUUCCCGGUGUCUGUACACCGCAAAACAGUAGAGACAGCAGCAGCACAGCUGCUGCAGCGUUAUGGUUACCCAGAGCCACGAAGUCCUGCUGCUGCUGUUGCUGCUGUUGCUGCAUUUGUUGCUGCUGCUGCAGCAGCAUCAGCAGCAAAAACGCGGAGAAGAAUAGCUGCCUCCUCUGCAGCAUCCCCUGCGAAGACAGCACCAACAGAAGCAACAGCUGCUGCUGCUGCUGCACCAGCACUAGCAGCAGCAGCUGUUGCUGCAGCAGCAGCAAAGGAUACUUCGUGGAGGCUUGGUAAGUCUGCCGUCUUCUUGUCUUCUCGUGCUGCAACGCAGCUGGUGGAGGUGCAGCAGCUGCUGCAGCAGGAGGGGGAAGGGCCAUGGAUGGCAGCCGCAGCAGCAGCAGCAGCAGCAGCUGCUGCUGCUGCAGACAGGAAGCAGCAAAUCCGUGCUGCGCUGCGAUCGAGGGUUAUAUGCAUUGCUGCGUUAGAGAAGAUGCGCAAACGCAGCAGCAGAAGACGGCGAGCAGCAGCAAUUGCUGCUGCAGCUGCUGAGGAUGCUGCAGCAGCAGCAGCAGCACUAGAAGCAGCAGCAGCAGCAGCAGCAGCAGCAGAACCAGGAGCCAAUGAAGCUCCUGCAGCCAACGAGCUGCAGCAGCUGCAGCGGAUGCCGCAAUUGCGGCUCGUUGAACGACAUCCACACACCCAACGCGGCAGUGCUGCUGCUGCUGCUGCUGCUCCUGCUCCUGCUCCUGCUCCUGCUGCUCCUGCCAAGGAUCAUGAUAAGCAUGCUCCUGCUGCUGCUGGUAAAGACCGUGAUAAUGCUGUGGCCGCAGCAGCAGCAGCUGCUGCUGCUGCUGCACCUGCAAAGCCGGAGGAAAGCCAUCUGCCCGCGGCGCUGCACCUUCAUAAGCAGCCGCCUGGAAGUGCUGAUCCGCUGCAGCAGCAGCAGCAGCAACAGCAGCAGCAGCAGCAGCAGCAGCAAAAGAGUUCUCUGUUUCAAAGCAGCAGCAGAACUACAGCAGACGUCUCCCAAAAGGGGAGUACAGGCGAAGGAAGCUGCGGAGACACCGCAGCAGCAGCAGGAGCCGCAGCAGCAGCGGCACCAGCAGCAGCGGCACCAGCAGCAGCAGGCACAGCAGCAGCAGCAGGUGCAGCAGCAGCAUCAACGGUGGAGGGCAGUGUUGAUUCGCACGAUAAGCGACGAAGGAGACAGAGGAGACACCGUCCCCCACCAGCAGCACCUCCGCCACCUCCAGCAGCACCUGCUGCUGCUGCAGCAGCAGCAGCAGCAGCAACAACAAAUCGUCGGGUCCCUCCCCCUCCGCCUCCCUAUCCUCCACCUCCCGCCUAUCCACCGCCACCUCCUGUUCCUCCUCCCCCUCCAUUGAUGCAGCAGCUGCAGUGGCAGCAGCAGCUGCUGCUGCAGCAGCUGCAGCAGGUGCAGCACCCUCUGCAGCAGCAGCAUCACCAGCAUUCAACUUCCUUUCCCCAUCAUACAAGACAGCCCCUGCUGCUGCAGCCAACGCAGCAGCAGCAGAAACAGCAGCAGCAGCAACAGCAGCAGCAAAUCCGGGUUAGCAGUAGUCGUCAGCAGCGGCAUCGUGCCGCCUCUACCCUGCAGCAGCAGCAGCAACAGCAGCAACAGCCGCAGCAGCAGGAAGAGCAACGGUUGCUUCAAGAGCAGCAGCAACUGCAGCUGCAGCUGCAGCAGCAGCAGCAGCAGCAGCAGCAGCGCCUCCCGUUGUAUGCCUCACAAGGGAAUAUGCAGAUGAUGAAUGGGCCUCCUCCUCCCCCACCUCCUCCGCAGCAGCUGCCGCUGCACCAGCAGCAGCUGCUGCUGCUGCAGCAGCAGCAUCGGUUGCAGCAGCAGCAACUGCUGCUGCUGCAGCAACAGCAGCAGCAGCAGCAGGCAGAAGGGGUCCGUAUGUAUCAUCUGGCUUGUCAAAGGAAGGGCAAUGCAAUAAUAAACAACAGCAACUGCAGCAGCAGCAACAGCAGCAGCAGCAGCAGCAGCAGCAGCAGAAGCAUGCCUCCUCCUCCUCCUCCUGCCCAAGGAGGGCAUUGGGUAUUCAGAGAUGGAGUUUGGGGAUUAAUUAACCAAUAA
This is a messenger RNA of Eimeria maxima, 4671 nucleotides long. RefSeq lists its product as hypothetical. NCBI's taxonomy places the organism in Eukaryota, Apicomplexa, Conoidasida, Eucoccidiorida, Eimeriidae. Gene Ontology annotation, molecular function: protein serine/threonine kinase activity. Gene Ontology annotation, biological process: positive regulation of apoptotic process; intracellular signal transduction. Bases 1 to 4671 code for a protein of 1556 amino acids. The transcript is spliced from 4 exons. Gene Ontology annotation, cellular component: nucleus. The record is from RefSeq and is a predicted model, not a curated record.